AUGGCUCCUUUUGAAACACUUUAUGGCAAAAGAUGUAGAUCACUGAUUGGGUGGUAUGAAAUGGAUGAAACAUGGUUGUUUGGGCCUGAUCUUAUUCAUCAAGCAAUGGAUAAGGUGGAAAUAAUUAGAGAACGACUCAAGACAGCUAAGAGUCGACAGAAGUCUUACGCAGAUGUCAGAAGGAGGGAGCUAGAAUUUGAGAAGUGUAUUGGAGAUCAUUCCCUAGUGUUUCCUGUACAGGAGGUCAAUGUGAAAGAAUCAUUGUCAUACGAGGAAGAACCCAUUGCAAUCUUGGAUUGCCAAGUUCGAAAGUUGAGUAGUAAUGAAAUAGGUUCGUUCAAGGUGAUCUGGAAGAAUCAAAAAAAGGAGGAAGCUAAUUAG
Molecule: messenger RNA, 381 nt
Organism: Capsicum annuum
Lineage: Eukaryota; Viridiplantae; Streptophyta; Magnoliopsida; Solanales; Solanaceae
Exons: 2
Coding region: 1-381 (126 amino acids)
Source: RefSeq, a predicted model, not a curated record